This is a messenger RNA of Cooperia oncophora, 462 nucleotides long. The record is from the annotation of a GenBank genome assembly. NCBI's taxonomy places the organism in Eukaryota, Metazoa, Nematoda, Chromadorea, Rhabditida, Trichostrongylidae.
AUGAAAACUGACGAUGUGAUCACGUGGUCCUUUCGCGAGCAAAGCGAGCAGCGAGGAGAAGAGAGCCUAUUCCCUAUGAUGGCUGUACCUAACCUUGGUCCAAUCGAAUACAUCAUCAGUACUCCGUCUAGCCACCGAGUCCAUCAUGGCAGAAAUCCAUACUGCAUCGACAGGAACUAUGGAGCAGUCUUCAGUGUGUGGGACAGGCUUUUUGGCACCUAUGAACCAGAACGAAAGAACGAAGAGAUCGCUUACGGGUUGGUCAAACCGGUAGCGUCAUUCGACGAGAUGUGGUGCCAGGCAAGCAUUCAAAUGAUUAAUUUCUCACAGGUGAAAGCCGCUUUAUAUCCGCCAGCCUACUUUCCUGGAAUGCGAACAAAGUGGUUCUUCCUGUGGCUAUCUAUGGAGGAUCACACUGCGGGAGCCCCUGAGGUGAAUCCCCUCAUACUGGCACCUAACUAA